AUGGAAAAUAGUAUAUAUAAUUUGGUUCUCUCUUGCGAAGGUAGUCUAUUUAAAUUGUUGCAUCGUUCUAAUGUCCAACUUGAUGAAAUGAGGCGACUGCACAUGGCUCUUGAUGUGGCAAAGGGAAUGAACUAUUUGCACACGAGCAAUCCAAUGAUUGUGCACCGGGAUUUGAAGACACCAAAUCUUCUUGUCGAUAGAAAUUGGGUUGUUAAGGUAUGUGAUUUCGGGAUGUCACAAAUGAAACACCAUACCUUUCUGUCUUCUAAAUCUACCGCUGGAACUCCUGAAUGGAUGGCACCAGAAGUGAUGAGGAAUGAACCGUCCAAUGAUAAGUCUGAUGUAUAUAGCUUUGGUGUAAUUUUAUGGGAGUUGGCAACUUUGUGCAUACCUUGGACAGAGAUAAACUCAAUGCAGGUCGUUGGUGCUGUUGGUUUUCAGUUCAGACACCUCGACAUUCCGGAACAUGUUGAUCAUGUGGCUGCGCGAAUAAUAAGCGAUUGUUGGCAUCCGGAGAAAGUGAAAAACUAACCGUUAACAACAUGAAUAAACCCAAGGUAUUCGGAAACAGUUCAGACGGGUGCUGGUAAAGAUGUAUCUAUUUGUCAUUGGCGGCGUCUUGAAGUUUUAUAAGGUUUUAACCUUGAUAAGUUAAGAAAACAGAGGUCACGUGUCUCAUAUGCAUCAAUAUCUGCAAUUGAAACUAUAGGUACGAGUUACUCUCGACACAUGGAAGAUGAGUAUCAGAAGUUUAUCCGGAGAAUGAACCCGCCUCGAGUCGUAAUCGACGAGGAAUCGUGUAAAAAUGGUACAAUCAUUCAGGAUUAGGUUUUGACAUUGACGAGAUAAUACAAGCAUGGCAUGAACUGUAUGAAGUGAAAAGAUGGCAAAGUGGCGUUUUUCGAUUAGCGCCACUGUUUAGAAGAUGAGUUUUGGUUAUUGGUUCAAAGAAAAAAAUAUUGUGGAUGAAAUUUAAUAUAAGGGUGAACACAACAUACAUGUUUUGGAGAACAGUUAGAUGAAUAUAUCCGGGUCGCUAGCUUGGGAAGUGGGAUCACUUCCGCGGUUAAGGGUACCGUGCAUCUACCCCUUUUUUUCCGAGGGAACUUAAUUUACUAAGAGAAAGAUUUUGGUAACUCGAAGGAUAUGAAUCUUCAAAGGGACUCGACUAUCUUUAAAUUGUAUAUCCCCUCUAUCACUAAUUUAUGCAACAUCAGACUUUGUUUUUUAUUUUAUUUAUACACUUGAUAUUUUUCUUAAUAGUUUUCUCCAACCCGGGUAGCACCCGGGUGAUAACCUAGUUUAUAUAUAUAGAUGAAGGGGAAAUGCAUGGUGAUGACACGUAUAUGAUGAUAUGGUUGUGAGGCUUUGCAUGAACUACAUGUUUCACUUUUGUUUGGUUCUAGAGUGUGUGGGAUAAGCUAAUAAAAAAAUGGAUACUUAAGAUAAUAAAAUUUGUGUAUUAAAGAAAUUCAUUAGUAUAAUGAUAAUAGGCCACAUCCUUGUAAGGGUCGAGUAGUGUUAAGAACUACAUCAGGGUUGGGGUUGUUUAAGUUAUUGGGUGUGUUACAUAUAUCAUGACUGUGUGAUAAGUGAAUACAUGACUUGUUGUACGUGAAACAUGUGAUUUAUGUGCAUAUGACUGAUUGUUAUCGGUAACCCUUUUAGGGCGUGGUUGUUCAACUGGUAAUUAAGUAGAUAAUCUUACCGAGCAAAUCAAAGGUGAGUUCAUCUCUCUUGAGCAUGCGUCCCGGUGGUUGGGACAGUCAGUGGGUAUCCUUGGGAGGGAUAAG
Messenger RNA from Helianthus annuus (common sunflower), 1793 nucleotides. RefSeq names its product probable serine/threonine-protein kinase SIS8. Gene Ontology annotation, biological process: protein phosphorylation. Bases 1 to 531 code for a protein of 176 amino acids. Lineage: Eukaryota; Viridiplantae; Streptophyta; Magnoliopsida; Asterales; Asteraceae. The record is from RefSeq and is a predicted model, not a curated record. The transcript is spliced from 12 exons. Gene Ontology annotation, molecular function: protein kinase activity; ATP binding.